This is a messenger RNA of Cygnus atratus (black swan), 4629 nucleotides long. RefSeq names its product ligand dependent nuclear receptor corepressor (gene LCOR). Gene Ontology annotation, biological process: regulation of transcription by RNA polymerase II. The coding region runs from base 134 to 1861 and encodes 575 amino acids. The transcript has 7 exons. NCBI's taxonomy places the organism in Eukaryota, Metazoa, Chordata, Aves, Anseriformes, Anatidae. Gene Ontology annotation, molecular function: DNA binding. The record is from RefSeq and is a predicted model, not a curated record. Gene Ontology annotation, cellular component: nucleus.
GGGUGGGCGUGGCGCGGCGCGGGCGCGCGGCCCUUCCUUCCCGUCCCUGCCCCCCCCCCCCCUCUCACGGCCGUGCCCGCCGCCGCCGCCGCCCCCACCCCCAACCCCCGCCCCCGGCCCCGCCGCCCAGAAGAUGGCGAGCCCGUGCGGGCGGCAGCAGUGCUCCAUCGAGAGGCGCGGCGUCCGCCACCAGCUCGAUUCGUGGCGACACAAGCUCAUUCACUGUGUAGGGUUUGAAAGUAUUCUAGAAGGCCUGUUUGGACCUGGAUUAUUAAAAGAUCUCAGUUUGUUUAAAGACUGUGAGCCUGAAGGUGUUUCUGAUUGGUCUUUUGAUGAAAAUUGUCUUUUCUGCUGCCUGAGAAGAGAAAAAGUGAAGGAGCACUUAGUCAGUCUGGAUGAGCCAGCCUCGGAAGCUGGACAAGAAGCUCUGCUUAGACAAGAGCAAGCAAAAAUCAUUCGUUUUGAAAGGCAAGCGGAAGAGUUCCUCAAUGCAGUCUUUUACAGAAAAGACAGUCCUAGGGUCUCUGACCCCAAUAUUCCCCUAGUGGCCCGUGAGAUCAUGCAGCGAAUGAUCCGACAGUUUGCUGCUGAAUAUACCUCAAAAAAUAGCUCUACUCAGGACUCCAGCCAGCCCAAUAGCACAAAGAACCAAAGCCUGCUGAAAGCAUCUCUGGUCGCCUCCUCUCCCACGGCUGCAACUGCUCAGAACCCUGUGCUCAGCAAACUUCUCAUGGCUGACCAAGACUCACCUCUGGACCUUACUGUCAGAAAGUCUCAGUCAGAACCUAGUGAACAAGACGGCGUGCUUGAUUUAUCCACUAAGAAGAGUCCUUGUGCCGGCAGCACCUCUCUGAGUCAUUCUCCAGGGUGCUCCAGUACUCCAGGAAAUGGGCGACCUGGGAGACCCAGCCAGCACCAUCCAGAGGGACUACAGAGUGGUGAUGGGGUACCUCCAAGAAGCUUGCAGGAUGGAACCAGGGAAGGUUAUGGCCACUCUACAUCUCUUAAAGUACCGCUGGCUCGAUCACUCCAGAUUAGUGAAGAACUGCUGAGCAGAAACCAGUUUUCUACGGCUGCCAGCCAUGGGCCAUCUGGACUACAGAAUCAUGGACAGCACUUAAUAUUAUCCAGGGAGGCUUCUUGGGCAAAACCACACUACGAAUUCAAUUUCAGCCGCAUGAAAUUCAGGGGAAAUGGUGCACUCAGCAACAUCAGUGACCUUCCUUUUCUUACAGAAAACUCUGCCUUUCAAAAAAUGGCACUUCAAACUAAACAGGAUGGGAAAAAGGACGUGAGCCAUUCGUCUCCUGUGGAUUUAAAGAUACCACAAGUUCGAGGCAUGGACCUUUCUUGGGAGUCCCGCACUGGUGACCAGUACAGCUAUAGCUCUUUGGUAAUGGGUUCACAAACGGAGAGCGCGCUUAGCAAAAAGUUAAGGGCUAUCCUUCCAAAACAAAACAGGAGAAGUUUGCUGGAUGCUGGACCAGAUUCCUGGGGCUCAGAUGCUGAGCAGUCUACCUCUGGACAGCCAUAUCCCACCUCAGAUCAAGAGGGAGAUCCUGGCUCCAAGCAACCUAGGAAGAAAAGAGGGAGAUACAGACAGUACAACAGCGAGAUACUGGAGGAAGCAAUCUCUGUGGUUAUGAGCGGGAAAAUGAGUGUUUCCAAAGCUCAGAGUAUUUAUGGGAUCCCCCACAGUACACUGGAGUACAAAGUUAAAGAGAGGCUGGGCACUUUGAAAAACCCUCCAAAGAAAAAAAUGAAAUUAAUGAGGUCGGAGGGGCAGGAUGUUUCAGUAAAGAUUGAAUUAGAUCCCCAGGGAGAAGCAGCACAAAGUGCGAAUGAAUUGAAAGAUGAGUAGGGAUGUUGUAGAGUGCCAAUUACUUUGCAAACUGGGUGAGCACUACUGCAUAGUUCAACCACCAUUGAGCACACCUGAUUCUCCUAUUGACUGCAACGUUCUUUCCUUUGCAGUCUAGCAUAGACUUGUGUGGACACAGGUGAAAGGUGUGCUCUGAAUGUCACAUCUGUAAAUUUUUUUCUUGCCUGGUAUGGUGCAGUUUCCCUCCUUCACCUGCCCACUACCCUGCUCUCUUCUCUUUUUUUCCCCCUCCCUUUUUUUUUCUUUGCCUUUUGCAUGUUUCUCUGUCAUAGAGAGUUGAGUUACCUCAUAAAGAAUGCAGAUCUGUGGAAGUGGACAUCUUGCCUGUAGAGCUUGCCUGAACUCCUGUUGUUGGAUUUUUUUUCUUAUCUGCCUUUAGAGAAAUAAGUCCACUUUGUUAAACUGAUAGUCUCUCAAAACCAGGCUUUUUUGACUGAGAAAAUCAGACUGUCGUUCUACAAAAGGUUUCAGAAAUCUUUUUUUCCCCCCUCCUUUUCUUUGAUCCAGUUGAUGGAAAGAUUUAAGCUAAAUCAAGUUACUUAGGAAUGGUACCUCUCUUGAACUAGGAGAUCUGUUUAUUUGGUGGAUAAUCAAUUGGGUCUAAUUAGGCUCUCCGCUAUUUUAUUUCUAAAUUAAACAUACCAUUCGCUGUCUGCUUAGUGCUCACCCGGAGGGGAGGGGAGGGAAAACUUACAUACACUACCUUCAGAAUAUGUCAGUUAAUUAUUUGUAACACUACCUUUGCUGUAAUUUUGUUUGAUAUUUUUGAAGGGUGAUAUUUGACUCACCUGCUUGAGGAUGUAGCCUUAUCUCACGGAAGACAAGCUUCUCAUGGUCAGGAGCAGUCAGGGUACACUAAAUGAUGUAUUAGGGUAUGCCUCAUUAUAACAGAACUAUGGUUCUUUGUGACCUUUAUGCUUUUUACAGACUUGAUUCUGAGUUUACUAAACUAUGUGGUUCCAACAACUAGUUUAAAUGACUCUAAUCUGGGGACGGGGGGGGAUAUGUGUAACAAACUACUGUGAUCUUGCGCAAAAAAAAAAAAAAGCCCACAAAACAGUGAUCUCAAACGUUACAACCUCAGUAGUCUGCCCAAAUAUCCACGUUAGUGAAGGAGCUUGUUAAUGUUCAGGGAAGAAGUAAAACACUGGUAGCCUGAUCUAACUCAGGCUCUGCAUCAUAUCUAUCUGUAAUACAGUCAGGGUCGAACACUCGAUGAAAGGGUGUUUCCUUUUUAAAUAUUACAGUUGCCAGUAGCAGGAAAUAAUCUAAGUCCUGCUUUUUUUUGUGUUUUUAUUUAAUCUAUUUUGAUAGUGGUUUAGCACAUGCUAGAAUAAGCAUUUAAACACCGUAAAAGCACUCCGUAAACCACAAACCUUUUUUCCUUUUUUUUCCAAAUAUUAAUGAUAUCUGUAUCAUUAUAUGGAGAUCCAGGAUAAGUUUUGUAUAGAACUUUUAUCUUUGAUACUUUCAGCGGGAGUGGUCAGUAACUAGGUGGAGCUUACUGGUCUUAGUACGACCAAAUUGCAAUUGCUGGUUCUUCAGGUAGAAACAAUUUGGUCUUAAUUUGUGCAAAAGGUAGCUAGAAUUACCGCUUUUUUCCCAGUUGCACAACCAAAAGAAGCAUUGGAGUUUUUGUGUGAGAGCAUUCAGUGAUGUCAGUGACUGAAAGUGGUUUCUACAAGUUCACGGGAGGAUGGCCUUAGCUAGUCCUAGGGAUGCUGAAUGAAUUCUGGAACAAUUGAUGCUACUAGCCUCUCCCCCUCCCCAGCAACUUCAUAUUUUCAAAGGUUAGGCACACCAUUGCUGUCGUUUUAAAUAUGCACUGCUCAUUCUUGAAACGGACCGGGCAUUUGGCCCCAGGUAUACUUUUUUUUGUUUACUUAAUAUGCUGUAGUACUCAAAAUCCUGGUUCCUUGUAGCUCUCUAGUUGUCGUUGCGGCAUUUGAAGCAGUUUAAGCUCAGUAGCAGUAUAUAAACUCUGCAAUAUGUUCCAGUUUAGCUGGUAAUUGCAAUAAAGGUGCAGUUAAACGUGUGAUUUCAUCUGCUGUUGGAGGUUACCGUAGAAAGUUUGCUGCAAGUUUAACACAAAAAAAAGAGUUAACACAGUUUUACUGUUCAGAGAGGUUUAACCUUUUGCAGUUGUCUUUAUUUAAGCAACAUGAGUUGAGUUUUAUAAAAACUUGUCACUGUAGUGUACGUGGAGUGCUCAUUUUACUAACCUAAAUAUUUUGUAUGUGUAUGUUUAAGUGGGUGACAAUCGUGCAGCAGAAGAAUGGUGUGCCUACCCUUUAAUGCUGCAGUUUUAAAAGAGAAUUUGUCUUGUCAUUUCAGACUGUAGGCUAAGAAUUGUAAAUAGAUAGUGAGAAGUUGAGUACUCUUUAUUUGCUUUGGUUAGAAAGUGGAUUUAAAAAAAAUAACCAACAAACCAAACGCGUAACUUUCUCAGUUUAAAAGUCCUGAGACCUGAAGAUUGUAAUACUCACGUCUGCAAAGCUUUUAAACACAACACUUGAUCUGUGAUAACUUAUUAUUCAGGUAACCUUUCUUUUUCGAGAAGCUUUUGAACAACCAUAUUUCCUCCAAAGGUCUCUGUUUAAAAAAGAAAAAAAAAGAAAAAGUGUAGAUUAUUUUUUAAGCACUAAUUGCGUUACGUUGGUAACUGCAAUAUAAAAUAGCCAUUAUUGUUUUGUGAAGCAUGGUUGAGAUUAGUUAGUGGUCCCUUUUAAAAAUUUCAUGAGCCUCUC